ACAGUUCGAUUCAUUCGGAAUUUGAUUGCUCCAGACUUCCGUUCGACUACUGAUGCCUUUCUGUCAACCACAUGUAUUUAUUUUCAGACAGAAAUGGCGGAGAUCGAAGGCGCACAGGUUGUAAAAGCGAAGAAGCGUGAAGCGGGAGGGGCCCGAAGAGUGGCCAACCAAAUCCCAGAGAAAAUAUUGAAUGACCCACAGCUGCAGGAAGCCAUCCGUGCUCUGCCUCAGAAUUACAACUUUGAGAUCCAUAAGACAGUGUGGCGAGUGAGGCAGGCCAAGGCAAAGAGAGUGGCGUUACAGUUGCCAGAGGGUCUACAGAUGUUUGCCUGUGUAAUUGCUGACAUCAUUGAAAGGUUCACAGAUGCAGACACUGUGGUCAUGGGGGAUGUGACGUAUGGAGCCUGCUGUGUGGAUGACUUCACUGCUCGUGCCCUGGGCGCCGACUUCAUGGUGCACUAUGGCCACAGCUGUCUGAUCCCUAUUGACUCUACGGCAGGUAUAAAGAUGCUGUAUGUGUUUGUGGAUAUCCAGUUGGAUACAGCUCACUUCCUGGACACGGUGCGGUACAACUUCACCCCUGGACAGUCCCUGGCACUUGUCAGCACCAUUCAGUUUGUGGCAGCAUUGCAGUCUGCCAGUACUGCCCUGAAGCAGACGUAUGACGUGCUGAUGCCUCAGUGUCGCCCCCUGUCUCCUGGAGAGAUACUGGGGUGCACCUCACCUCGCCUCGAAAGGCCCGUCGAUGCCCUCAUUUACCUGGGAGAUGGGAGGUUUCACCUGGAAUCCAUAAUGAUUGCCAAUCCAGACAUACCUGCCUACAGGUAUGACCCCUACAGUAAAGUCUUCUCACGAGAGUACUAUGAUCACAAAGCCAUGCGGGAGGCCCGACAGAAGUCCAUCGAGCGAGCUCGUUCAGGCCAGCGAUGGGGCCUCAUUCUGGGCACACUCGGCCGGCAGGGCAGCCCCAAAGUCUUGGAGGUGAGGGGCCAGUGGCUGUAAAGGUGCUUCUACCUGUCCUUAUGUAGACAAAGUAUGUUUGGCUUUGUCAUUUGAAAGCUGUUCCUCUUUCUUGGUAGGUGGGUACAGAUUGCGUGUCCACGCCUCUCCAUAGAUUGGGGCCUGGCCUUCUCUAAGCCCCUGCUCUCUCCUUAUGAGGCUGCAGUGGCACUCAGGCAGGUUGAGUGGCAGGAAGUGUAUCCAAUGGAUUACUAUGGCAAUCAGAGCUUGGGACCUUGGACUGUCAAUCACCGUGAUAACCAACCAUGCCGCACUGCCAAAAGACAAACCAAGAAGUGUGCGCCAGGCAAUGCUGCAGCUGUCAAUCCGAGCAUUCCCUGUGGCUGUCAGGCAGAAUAACCACAACACUUCCAUAUUCCACUGUGUCACUGACCCACAUAAGGAAAUACAUGUACGCACAUCACACACAAACCAGCUGCAAAUCAUGCACAAUGAGGAUAUUCACACUAAACCUGAUGGAACCACUUUAUUCAAAUGCUUCACAGUCACUUUGGCUACAGUUCAUGUGGCCAUGCUAUUUAGGAACGGUGAUUUUAAACCUACCACUGGACCCGACUUAACACCAGAAUCUUAAACGAUAUCAAUGUAUAUAUGUACAUUUCUGUAAACAUUUGUAAUUAAAGAGCUGAACUGGAAAAGAAUGAAAAAA
Molecule: messenger RNA, 1669 nt
Organism: Anguilla rostrata (American eel)
Lineage: Eukaryota; Metazoa; Chordata; Actinopteri; Anguilliformes; Anguillidae
Gene: dph1
Product: diphthamide biosynthesis 1
Exons: 11
Biological process (GO): protein histidyl modification to diphthamide
Molecular function (GO): 2-(3-amino-3-carboxypropyl)histidine synthase activity
Source: RefSeq, a predicted model, not a curated record